This is a messenger RNA of Lathyrus sativus (Indian pea), 1299 nucleotides long. Lineage: Eukaryota; Viridiplantae; Streptophyta; Magnoliopsida; Fabales; Fabaceae. The record is from the annotation of a GenBank genome assembly.
AUGGCAGAAGAAUCACAAUUUCAACGAGAAGCCACUAACAAGUCGAAAACCGGUGUCGUUUUGUUUGAGAAAUACGAAAUUGGAAAAUUGUUGGGAGUUGGUGCUUCGGCGAAGGUGUACCACGCGACGAAUAUUGAAACGGGGAAGAACGUGGCGGUGAAAGUCAUGAACAAGAAGAAACUCGUUAAUGGAGGUUUCUCCGCAAACAUUGAGCGUGAGAUCUCAAUUCUCACGCGUCUCCACCAUCCUAACAUCAUCAACCUCUUCGAAGUGCUGGCGUCGAAGACUAAAAUCUACUUCAUCGUUGAAUUGGCCUCCGCUGGCGAACUCUUCGAAGAGGUAGCUAAACAAGAUAAACUCACGGAAGAACACGCUCGGAGAUACUUCCGGCAGCUUAUCUCCGCCGUGAAACACUGUCACUCUCACGGUGUUUUCCACCGGGAUCUCAAACUCGACAAUCUCUUGCUAGACGAGAAUGAUAACCUUAAGGUAACGGAUUUCGGUUUAAGCGCCUUGAAAAGCCAGAUCGGGCCUGACGGUUUACUGCACACCGUUUGUGGUACGCCGUCCUACGUGGCACCGGAGAUUCUCGCGAAGAAAGGCUACGACGGUGCUAAAGCGGAUAUAUGGUCGUGCGGCGUCGUUUUGUUUACUAUUACUGCAGGAUAUUUACCGUUCAAUGAUUACAAUAUUACCGUACUGUACCGGAAGAUUUACCGUGGUCAAUUUCGGUUCCCAAAAUGGACGUCCUGUGAUCUGAAGAAUCUCUUAUCAAGGUUGUUGGAUACGAACCCUGAGACGAGAAUUAGCGUUGAUGAAAUUCUUCAACACCCGUGGUUUAACUCGGGUGGAUAUAAACUAGACCGGGUUUUAGUUAAGGAACCGGAGUUGGAAGAGAUUCGAACCGGGUUUAAAUCCUUGAACGCGUUUGAUUUGAUAUCGUUUUCAACCGGGUUAGACAUGUCGGGUUUGUUUGAGGAUCGAAACGGGUCGGGGUUAGCUGAAUGGAUUGUUUCGGCGGAGAAACCGGAGAGAAUUAUUAAGAGGGUGGAGGAGGUGGUGAAAGGGACGACCGUAGUUGUAACAAGAAUGGGGAAUUUUUCUGGAGCAAAAUUGGAAGGGCAAGAAGGUAAUUUGAUUGGUCUUGUUAUGGUUUACCGGCUAACGGAUGAAUUCGUGGUAGUUGAAAUGAAGAAACGUGGAAAGGGGGAGGAACCUGGGACGCAACUGUGGAAAAAUAAAUUGCAACCUUUGUUAGUUGAGUUGGCUCAUAAACCGGAAGAGCCGGUUUCCCGGUGA